AUGUCGAUCAACGGCCAGGAUCGCGCCGUGCCGGAGGCGUAUGUGCCGUUGAUCGCGGGGUCAGUGGCGCGUGCGCUGGCGUGUGUCAGCUGCGCGCCUCUGGAGCUUGCCAGGACGCGCAUGCAGGCACAGAGACCAGUGGGGGCAGGACUGGGGGCAGGGGUGGGGGCCGGAGUGGGAACAGCAGUGGGGGCAGUGGGGACGGUAGGGCCGGUAGCAGCAGCAGCAACAGCUGGUGCAGGAGCAGCAGGAGGGUUGGGUGGGGCAGGGGUAAGGGGUGGGUCGAGGCCAGGCACGUUAGCAACGCUGCGGACGAUUCUGCAGCCACAUUCGGGCACUCAAGGGUUGCGCGCCCUGUGGACAGGUGUCGACGCGCAAUUGGCCCGUGAUGUGCCAUUCUCAGCCAUCUGCUGGGGUCUAUUGGAGCCCACCCGGCGGUACCUGCUCAGUAGAUCUGCUGAACAGUGGGAGCAGAAACAGCGGGACAGGAAGCAGUGGGUUCACUGUGGUGCUGGUGCUGAUGCUGGUGCUGGCGGGGAGGUGUUUUCGCGGCAGCUGCCGCUGCUACAGGUCGUAGGAGCGAAUUUCGCAGCAGGGAUGGUGGCAGGAAGCGUGGCAGCAGCGGCAACGCACCCUCUGGACGUGGCUAAAACAAGGAGGCAGAUCCAGGUGUCGGGGGCUCAGCUGAAUACUGCUCAGACGCUGCAGCAUCUCUGGAGGGAGGGAGGAAUGAGGUCCUUAUUUGCUGGGGCGGGUCCUAGAGUGUUGAGAGCCGGCCCAUCUUGUGCCUCGGCGGCUGUGAAACCGUACUGCCGCUUCUCCGGAAAGCUGGUGGUCAAUAAUCUCGUGACUGAGCUAACGAAGGCUGGAAAUUAUUCCACCCUGGUUUCCGCGCUCAAGGAAACAGGCCUUUCCAAGGAUCUGAAGGACCUCAUUAACUGCUACGAGGCGACGUUCUUCGCGCCGACCGACGCGGCGUUCGCGGCGCUCGCGGAAGACGCGAAAAUUGCGACUUCGGACGAAAAGGUUCUUCGCGAGGUGCUGCUGCUGCACGUGGUGCAAAAGAAGAUGCCGGCCGCCGCGCUCAAGACCCUCCCGCAGGACAAGCAGUUCAAGGCGGCAUCCAACGGGUGCAAGGCUCGCCUGGUGAAGGUGUCACCUGCUGGCGCCGACCCAGUCCAGCUGCAGGCCCUGUACGGCCCGGAGGAAGCUUCCGUGGUGGCUCCUGACGUCAUCUCGCUGCGAGUGAUGCAGGUGCACGGGGUAGAUACGGUCAUCCUGCCCCAGAUCAUGAAGGCCGGUGAUAAGGACUCUCUGAAGCCCACCGUAUGCUUUCCCUGGCGCGCAUAG
Messenger RNA from Closterium sp. Yama58-4, 1350 nucleotides. NCBI's taxonomy places the organism in Eukaryota, Viridiplantae, Streptophyta, Zygnematophyceae, Desmidiales, Closteriaceae. The record is from the annotation of a GenBank genome assembly.